Messenger RNA from Xiphias gladius (swordfish), 490 nucleotides. Its product is annotated as ATP synthase subunit g, mitochondrial-like. Gene Ontology annotation, biological process: proton motive force-driven ATP synthesis. Lineage: Eukaryota; Metazoa; Chordata; Actinopteri; Istiophoriformes; Xiphiidae. The record is from RefSeq and is a predicted model, not a curated record. The transcript has 3 exons. The coding region runs from base 81 to 392 and encodes 103 amino acids. Gene Ontology annotation, molecular function: proton transmembrane transporter activity.
UGAACACCCUUUAUUUUGAAAUCACUUACCCGGAAACUUUUCUUCUUUCCUUUUUUCUGGUGUCCUGUCUGGUCUUAACAAUGGCUCAGGCAGUACAGAAAGUCGUUGCAAAAGUACCUACUUUAAUCGGCGCCGCUGUCACCUACUCCAAACCCCGACUAGCGACCUUCUGGCACUAUGCCCGAGUGGAGCUCGUCCCACCGUCUCCGGCUGAGAUCCCCAAAGCCAUCAAGGCCGCUUCAGGCCUCAUCAAGAGCUUCCAGUCAGGACGCCUGGGACAAACCACAGUGAAGGAUGCCUUAAGGAAUGGACUUGUGACCACGGAGGUACUGAUGUGGUUCUACAUUGGAGAGUGCAUUGGCAAAGGAGGCAUUAUUGGAUAUGACGUCUAAAUAUUGGACUGUUCUUUCUCCCUCUGCACUUCUAAUUGUCACAUUCUCAACAGCCUGCACUAAAUUUUCAAAUAAACAGAUGUCUAUCGUCAAAAGUA